Salvia splendens (bonfire salvia) is the source of this 1844-nucleotide messenger RNA. RefSeq lists its product as uncharacterized. The record is from RefSeq and is a predicted model, not a curated record. NCBI's taxonomy places the organism in Eukaryota, Viridiplantae, Streptophyta, Magnoliopsida, Lamiales, Lamiaceae. The transcript is spliced from 6 exons. The coding region runs from base 984 to 1571 and encodes 195 amino acids.
UUCUGCUUUAACUCUUUAUUUCACUUCAUAUCAUUCCAUGCGUUUGUGAAGGUAAAUGUUUGUGGUUUUCUAUUGCCUCAUGCUUUGCCUUUCUCUCUUUUACUUGAAAAAAGAUUGAUUUUUGAAAUGAUUUUUAAGCAUCGCGUGUUCUCUCUGUGUGAAAAUUAAGAUGCAUUGACCCUCUUUUUGUAUAAAACCCCCCUCCAUUUAUGAUACCAUAUGAUAAAUGCUGAUAUGUAUUCUUUUAAUUUUCCCUCCUUUUAAUGCAUUAAGCUGAAUUUGUGAUUGAGCUUCAUAUGAAAAGAUAAGUUGUGAUUAUAGAGGUGUAUUGCCUUAGUUGAUUGAAUGAUUUAGAAAAAACAUGGGGGUGGAAUUGGGGGAGCGAGGGUGGAGGUGAUUCAUGCUGUUCAUGGAUUUUUCUUCCUCAUUCAGAGGAAUCCCCACAUUUUCUUUGGAGCCUCCGUCUGAAACUCCAGUUAAACUGUGAAAAGGAAAGGUCCUUUCUCCGGCCUUGUCAUUUGCGUGACGGGGCUCUCUAAAGUUUUGUAGCAGGUAAUGUCUAUGAUGGUACAUUAUAUUUGCUAUUCUGGAAGUUUAGCAUUCUAUAAAGAAGAAGCAAGUGGCGAGUUCAAUCCCUUUAUGAUGGUUAAUCAAGCUUGGUUUUGCUGUGGUUAGUUUGCUCUGAUGAAUCAUGCUGUUUCGUUAUUCGGUGUCAAUUGUUCUACAAUAUUUAUAGUAAUCCAACUUACUGAGAUGUCUAUGUUAAUGAUGUAAUCUGAAUGUGGUGGCAUAGAAAGGGUAGUUACCAGAGACAGAGCGUGGAGCUUCUAAACUAAACGUAACCAGUUUUUACAUGUAAUGUGUACAUAGGCACAGUAGGUAAACCUUUUAUGGAUCUACAUACAGUGUGCUCCCAUUGUGAAGAAUUACUUAUGUUCUGUUAAUAAUUCAGUACAGAUUUUAUCUUCUCAUUUAUUGUUUUAAUGUGUAGAAACAAGGAAGCAACGGUGAGAUUGGGAGGUCAAUAUAGUCCUCAUCUCCAUCCUCACUGCACCCACUUGGUGGUUCAGAGCUUUCAUGGACGUAAGUUUGAGCACGCUAUGCAACACGGAACUACUAAGGGUUUACUCCCGGUAACAAUUGGGUGGUUUGUGGAUAGUGUCAAGAGGAAUGUUAGGCUGAAAGAAACAGUGUACAGUGUUAAUAGCAUUGGAGAUGAUGGUUUAGCAAUUAUCGACUUCAAACGGCUUGAUCAGAGCUCUGGUGCAGAAAAUUCGUGUCUGCCUUCUGGUUUGCUGAAGCAUACUAAACAAUCCGACUUCUGUGGAGCUCCUGGCUCCCAGUUUCCAGAGAGGGAGAGAAAAAGACUCUCCACUUCGCCAUCCUUUUCCAGUCAAACCUUUUAUGCUGAUAUAGAUGUACCAGCUGAGCUUCUCAAUAAGGUUUCUGAGGCUCUCUCUGCUGAAGGUGCUAUCUUACUAGAUCAAUGGUUUGUUGGCUGCAAUGCUACUUAUGUAGUAUGUGAAGGCCUUCUAUACGAAAAUAUAUGCGACACUCAACCAAUGUUGUAACAUCCACUGCAGGGGUCAUCUCAGCCUUGAUAGCUGUCAUCAAGAUCCAAGGGCAAGGGCACGGGCGCGGCUCGGCUCGGCUCGGCGCGCGUGUGGGCUCUUCAUCCCAUCUUAGUCCACUAUAAUUAUUAAGUGUAGUAAGGUCACUUAAUAAAUACACAUUUAAAGAUGUGUCUCAUCUCCUAUGUGGGAUAAUUAACACUAGUUAAUUACUCUCUAAACUUUAAUUUCAUAGCUUUAUUAAAAGCUACAAUGUGACCAACUUUAAUCCAA